UAUUGGGUGGCUCAAGUUUGUCAUUAGCCAAUUAAUUACUUCAAUUUCUUUCUUUAAACGGCUUAUUCUUUCUGUCACACAACUAUUUUUCGGAUUCCUGGCGAAGCUUAAUCCUAAACCUUAAGAUAUUGAGAAUUGCGUACAUGGAAAGAGAAAAAGAAAAUGAAGGAGAAAUAGAGAAAUUAGCAAGCAACUCAGUGCAGGUACCAUCUGAUGUGCUUCGCGAGGACAUUCUCGAUCUGCUUGAUUUCAUAGAGAGGUUAAAGAAUGAAGAAGAUCAAACUGUUCUUGACACAGAUCAAAUUGAAAAGCUGACAUUUUUGUCUGCAUGUUUACAACUUUGUCAUUACAUUUUGGAUGGUUCUAAUGCUGAAACGUCUUUCUUAUCAUAUGAAGCUCAUGAUAUGGUUCAGUCACUUUUUCAUAAAUGUGGAGAUGACAUGCUGGUUAAAUUAAAGGAUCAUAUUGCUCCUCACCUCCGUGAAAAUAUCCACAGUUCUAUCAUCUCAGAUCAUCAUUCUGAAUCAAGUGCCACCAUAACUGAGGAUCAGCUCGUUGAACUCUUGCAUGCACUCUUUGUGAAUCUCCAUUAUCUACCCAAGGUUCGUGCUGAGUUGAUUUUGUCAUCAGUGACUCAAUAUGAGCUUCUUCAGAAUGUAUUUGGGAAUUUAAGAGAUUUCCAUGGGCUGAAAGUAAAUGGUUACAUUGAGCAUAAGACAAUUGAAUACAUCUUACCGCAGUUUCAACUUAUGGCUGGGAGAGUAGGACACUUCUGUUUUGUCCUUUUGUCGUAUCAACUUGAUAAUAAAGAUGAAGAAGAUGAAAAUGAAGUCUCCUUUCGAAUCAAUUCCAUGCUAGUAAACCUACUUUUGAAUAUAAUUCCGGUUUCACUGGAGGUAUGCACAUAUGUUCUACAAAUUUGGAAGCUUCAAAGUCAGCAGAAGUUGGAUGCUUCAUUAAGAAGCUCCUAGAAGCCUCUCCAGACAUUCUUGGAGAAUAUCUGAUUCAGCUACGACAACACAUGGUUAAUGCUAUUACUCCUAGCACCUCUGCUCGAAAUAUUCAUAUCAUGAUAGAGUUCCUGUUGAUUAUUAUUACUGAUGUGCCCAAGGACUUUAUUCAUUAUGAAAAAUUAUUUGUUCUAUUGGCACGUGUUGGAGCACUUAUCAGGGAGGUAUCCGUUCUUGUUCGAAACUUGGAAGAGAAUACCAUGGAAACAAGCAGUGGAAGUAUAAACUUGCUGGAAAAUAUUGAACUCCUGAGGAAAGAUCUCAAGAAUGUUUUCUUGAAUGUCCUUGCAGACUCAUCUCAGCUCUAAUUUCCCAUGAGUGAUGGACUGCUAUUCAUGACUCUUCUACUCAGAAACUUAAAUUACUUGCUCAACUCCAAUGCUUAUUCAGUUGUUUUGAUAAAAGAAGAAAUUGGCCGGGUGAAAGAACACCUUGAACACAUAAGAUCAUUCUUCGGGAAUGUGGAACAAGAAUUGUAUAGAGAUCUUUGGAUUGGUGUUCUAGAUGUGGCAUAUGAGGCGAAACAUGCCAUUAAAUCAAUUCUUGCCAGAGAUCAUGGUCUCUUGCAGCUUAUUUUCUUACUUCCUGAUGCCGUAGAAAAGAUCAAGCUUGUCAAAAAAGAGGUACAAGAGAAGAUCUCCCAAAAGACGAGUAUCACUUUUACAAACUCUCCUAACAAGCCAGUUGAAAGCAAGUCAUCAACUGCUGGUAAAAUAUUUGUAAGUUUUGAGGAGGAGACACAGUGGAUAAUUAGGAAGCUCACCAGCGGACCAACAGAGAUAGAUAUCAUUUCCAUAGUUGGUAUGCCAGGGAUUAGAAAAACUACUUUGGCUUAUAGAGUAUAUAAUGAUAUGUCUGUUGUUGGUCAUUUCGACGUUCGUGCUUGGUGCACAGUCGACCAGGAGCAUAAUGAGAAAAAGUUGUUGUAGAAAAUUUUCAAUCAAGUUAUUGGUUUGCAAUGAAGUUUCAAUGAUGAUGGCAUAGAUGAUGAUGUUGCUGAUAAGCUAAGGAAACAACUGUUUGGAAAGAGGUACUGUAAGACCCCACGUCCUCCAUGUGUUACCUUGGGUAGUAUGGUCUUAGGUUGAAGGACUAGAAUAGUGUCUAAGAGACUUAGACUCAUUUCUUUUGACUUCCAAAGUGAGUAAAGUUUAAACAAUGCAUAA
Molecule: messenger RNA, 2176 nt
Organism: Capsicum annuum
Lineage: Eukaryota; Viridiplantae; Streptophyta; Magnoliopsida; Solanales; Solanaceae
Exons: 3
Coding region: 144-971 (275 amino acids)
Source: RefSeq, a predicted model, not a curated record